Messenger RNA from Ipomoea nil (Japanese morning glory), 1774 nucleotides. Its product is annotated as AT-hook motif nuclear-localized protein 1-like. Gene Ontology annotation, molecular function: minor groove of adenine-thymine-rich DNA binding. The record is from RefSeq and is a predicted model, not a curated record. The transcript has 5 exons. NCBI's taxonomy places the organism in Eukaryota, Viridiplantae, Streptophyta, Magnoliopsida, Solanales, Convolvulaceae. Bases 579 to 1550 code for a protein of 323 amino acids.
GAGGAAAGUUAGGAAACUCAAAUUUUAGCUUUUAUUUUUUACUCCCCCAAACUCCAAUUUUCACAUUUUCUCACUCUUCCCACGCCAUAAAAAUUCAAUCUUUUUUCUCUCUUUAAUUCAGGAAAAUACACAAAAUUUUCCAAAAAUAUAUUUUUGGGUUUCACCAUUAGUUUUUAUGUUUCCUGCUUUUGUUCCACAUUUUUCCUGAAGAUUUAAAAAAAAAAAAAAAAAUACUGAAAGGAGAAAUGAAAGGCCUCAGCUUUUUCCUACUUUGAUCCUACUCUACUUACUUCAACACUGGUAUUCUGGUAAGGGUUCAAAUCUUCAUUUUUACAGUAAAUUUUUUUGUAUUUUUUUUUUUUUUUUGGGUUUUAGUUUUGGGUUCUGAUUUUGAAGUAAAAAAAUAUUAUUUUUGGGGUAUUUUUUCCAUUGCAUCUGUGGUUUCUUGGUGUUUGAAGUUGAUGAGAAGUAUGGGAUUCUGAAGAAAAGCUGAGAGGAAUUUUUGUGUUUAUUUUAUUUAAUUUUUUUUUUUUUUUGGGAAAAUUUUUAUUCUUUGAGUGUUGGGUGAGAGUUUGAGUAUGGAGGUUAGUGAGGGUUUGAGUAUUGGUGGAGUUACUGUGGUGGGAUCAGAUGCUCCCUCAGACUACCAUGUGGCGCCAAGGACCACUGAGAAUCCCACCCAAGUUACUGGAUCAAAGCCGCCGGAGGCACCACCGGCCGCCGGCGGUGAAACAGCCGGAGCCACCUUAAUGAAGAAGAAGAGGGGAAGGCCAAGAAAGUAUGGCCCAGAUGGGUCCUUCACGGUGGCUCUUUCCCCCAAGCCUAUUUCCACGGCGGCUCCUUCCCCUGUGAUUGACUUCUCAGCCGAGAAACGUGGGAAAGUCCGGCCAGCCGCCGGUGGGUCAGCUAGCAAGCCACACCAGCCUAAAGUGAGGCUGGACACUUCAGGUGAUUGGGAAUCUUGCUCUGUUGGUGCUAAUUUUACUCCACAUAUAAUCACUGUGAAUUCUGGAGAGGAUGUUACGAUGAAGAUUAUAUCGUUCUCUCAACAAGGGCCUCGAGCAAUCUGUAUUCUCUCGGCAAAUGGAGUGAUUUCUAGUGUCACUCUUCGACAGCCUGAUUCCUCAGGUGGAACAUUGACAUACGAGGGCCGUUUUGAGAUAUUGUCGUUGACGGGAUCGUUUAUGCCGUCCGAGACGGGAGGAAUGAGGAAUAGAUCGGGCGGGAUGAGCGUGUCUUUAGCGAGCCCCGAUGGGCGCGUUGUAGGGGGUGGAGUUGCGGGUCUAUUAGUAGCUGCAGGUCCCGUGCAGGUUGUCGUGGGCAGCUUCAUCGCCGGAAAUCAGCACGAGCAGAAGGCGAAGAAACACAAGCCCGAGACAGUAACUGCUGCCGUCCCGAUCUCCAGCGCCGAGAUGGAAGAUCCUUACCACGCCUCGCCCAAACCAAUCAUGUCUUCUGCCCCUUCGUUCCGCGCAGAUAAUUGGUCCACGUUGCCCCCGGCAGAGACUAGGAAUAAACCCACUGACAUCAAUGUCACACUGCCUGCAUAAGGCUGAGUAUUUUUGGCAAAUAUUCCCAGGCAGGAUUGAAAUGAGAUCAUAGAUGGAUGAGUCUGUUGUAAUCUGGGUAGUUAGUUCUUUAGAUUGUAAAACUCUGUUUUUGCACUCCCACUGUUCUUUAGAAUGAUGUUAACGUUUAGAUGUAUAAUUAGGGAUGGAGUUUAACUUUCACUUUAUAAACCCAUUUAAUGAAAUUUCACCAUUCCCAUUGUCAA